Anoplophora glabripennis (Asian longhorned beetle) is the source of this 3824-nucleotide messenger RNA. Its product is annotated as protein FAM13A. The record is from RefSeq and is a predicted model, not a curated record. The transcript has 5 exons. The coding region runs from base 508 to 2313 and encodes 601 amino acids. NCBI's taxonomy places the organism in Eukaryota, Metazoa, Arthropoda, Insecta, Coleoptera, Cerambycidae.
ACUGCGCCAGUGUACCAACUACCAAUGCGUACGCGCGUGAUUCCAGGCUCAUUCUCCGUUUUAUCAUUACACUCCUAGCGAUCGAUACGCCAUAUACGCCAGUCGCCAGUUCCAACUAGUUGACAUCCACUUCCGAAAUAAAAGCCACGCAUCGUCGUCGGUAAAUAUUUUCAUUGGAUAUUCACAGAUAUGUGUAUCGGUUUCUGAAGAGUCGACGUUCCAAAGAGCAAGUAAAGCGUAGAGUGUGGUGGAGUCAGCCACAUGCUAAAAUUUCGGCUGGUAUCAACACACUUCCUAAAGCAGCCAUAGAUUUGCGAUGUGUCGUGAUAGAGAUAUGAACCCUUUGUUUUCAACAUCAUAGUCAUCUCUAGCAAAAUCGUCGAUAUUUUUGUCCUAACCAUACAUAUUUUCGCCCUGUGUAUAUUUUAAAGUAGUUAGCUGUUUUAAAUUUUGUAAUCGUUAAGACAAACGUGCCCUGUGCCGCUAGAAUAUCCCAAAGUUGGAAGAAUGAAAGGGCCAACCAGGAAGGAGGAGAAUGUCUCAAAAUUGGCACCCCGUAUAGAUUACGAAAUGAAAAUAGGAAAGAUGAAACGCAUUGCAUCAGCUUCGUUCACAAGCAAAACCCAAACAAUUCCCACAACUUAUGAUGAGGCCAAAGCUUCAUGCAAGGCUCGGAAGAGAAAAGAACGCCAAGAAAGCAUCAGUUCUCUGUGUCAAGAUAGAAAAGUCAUUAGAUCAAAUUCCGAGGAGCGACCUGCCCAGAAAAAGCAUAUCGAAAACAAAAACAACAUAAGAAGAGUGUCAAGUAGUGAAGAUCUUCAAAAAUCUACAUCCAUAGAAAAAAUUAACGUAUCGCCAAAAAGAUCUGUUCCAAGUGAGAAAAUAUUGGCCUAUGAAGAUCAUGAGUAUGAGAGGAGGAGAUGUCACGAACGAUUUGCUAGACCAUUAAUGUUGAAAAAGAAGCAUCCUAACAAGAGAUUGAAAAUUAGAUGUAUAUCCCGCACUAAAUUCAAGCCAGAACUGCCUAAUGACAACAAAGAAUAUAAGAAAAUAAGUACACCGCAAGGCACUUAUUCAAGUGAGUGUGAAACUACAAACAAAGAAGAAUCGAGUGGAGUACGCUUUCUCCAAUUGCACGAAGAAGAAAGGGAGCGUUCGCCAAGUCCAACAACCCUUGUAUCCCCUGUGCUGGAUUUGACAACUCUACACGAACAAGUCGAUUGUUCUGAGCCUCUACUUUCUCACACUACCAGACAGAUCAAUGAAAAUACAGAAACAUUGCCUAGUAUUUCCAUAGCUUCGAACCGCCUACUAUCUUCUCCCAGAAAUUCGAUUAUAGCAACGCAUAGGAUUUACCUAGAUCCAGAUGUACCCCAAAUGACGUCAUCUCUCGAUAAAACUCCUCAAAAUCCCGUAGACGAGAGACUACAAAGAUUGUCAAAGCAAAUUAAUAGUCUAAAGAAGAAAAUCAAGAAAUAUGAAAUUGAAUUCGAGUCUAACUAUGGAUUCAAACCGUCACACGUAGAGAAAAUGAAUGAUAAAGCCAUGAAAAAAUUUUACACCGAUCUCGGUAAACUAAGAAAAGAACAGAAACAGAUGAAUGAAGUGUCCAAGAAUUGUUUAUUAAUUAGUGGAAACGAAACUGAGCCCGAGAAAACAGAUGUGAUUAAUUUGAAAGAUACCAUCCACGAAAUCGAUAAGAGGCUAGCUAUGAAGAGAGACUCGGCUAAUAGAAGUUACAAUAUAGAAGAAAUGACAUCGGAGCAAUUGCUAGAAGAAAAAGUUGCCAUUCAGAAAGCGCUACUCUAUUUAGAAUCUAUACAUGGCCGACCGAACAGUAAGGAAGAUCGGGAUAUAGUUAGACCAUUCUAUGAUAGGUACAGGGUGUUGAAAAGGAUGGUUACCAAAAUAUCCAUGUCAAGUACAUCUGGUAAUGAGUUAGCCACGAUUCACGAGAAUGAAGCUAUGAAUUUUGUAACCCCCACUUCAUCGUCGCAAUCGAAUGACACAGAAUCCGAGAAGACCACAGUAUUGCCUUCUAUCAGUACUGACAGCAGCGACACAGACACCUCCAUAGGGGAAAACCUCCAUUCGCUGUCCAGGACAGAACUUUUCCAACAACUUAAAACUGUUACAGAAGAGAAGAAAGAACUGAGGAGAAAAAUAAAGGAGUUUGAGAUGGAGACGCAGUUGAAGACUGGUAGGAUGAUACAGAAAGAAGAUAAGGCUCCUAUGGAUGGUGUUUAUGCAGCCUACAAAAAAACGAAAGCAAAAGUGCGAUUAUUGGAAGCAUUAGUUGGAAAACAGAAUUAGAAUGUCCUGUUACUUUUUUUUAAAUAUAUUGAGAAAGGAAUAUUGUGUGGUUUAUAGGUAGAGAAUAACUAAGAUAUAUGUAGUAAAGAAGGAGAGAUUCACCUACAAUCUUGCGGAGACAAGUGUCACAGCAAGGAGUUGGGAACGUAGUGCCCUGUCGAGUCUUCAGAAUUAACUCCCAAAAAUGAUAGUUAUUUAUAUGCUGCCCUAAGGGAGGUAUUCGAGAAACUUUGUAUAUUAAUUCUAUGAUUAAUUUCAAGCAAAAAUUAUUCUAUUCCCUUUUCCUGAAUCUUGAAACAUUGGUGUUUGAAUGUGCCAGGCCGUAUGGGGUAGUUGCUAAUGAGUCAAAAAAUAAAAACGAUCAACGGUCAAUGAUAGCAAUUAACAAACUGACAAUCAAUUUUUUUCUAAUCCCAGCAAAAUUGAUAAUUAUUAAAUUACCUAGCCCUUUAGUCGCUACAAUGUACUUUAAUGUUUAGCAACUACCCAUACGAUCUGGCAACUUCAAACCAUCCCAAUAUUUCAAGAACCAUUGGGAAUUCGGGAAACGUGAAUAAUAUCAGUUUUCCUUAAAAUUAGUCAUAGAAUUCAAAUAUGAAGUAUCUCGGAUACCUCGGUGGCCACCCUGUAUAUCGGUCAUUCUCUAUUUAAAGAUCUAUAAAGGUGUCUAAUGUCAAGAAAUUUCAUUCAUAUAGAGACAAAAAGGUAGAAGUUAAAAAUAUAAAUAAAAUUCUAAAAUGGUUCUUAUAAUCUCACUUAAUCUAAUAAAAAUACUUGCGUAACUAUUUAGAAGAAAUAUCUCUUUUAUAACCCAAUCUAAUCAAGAUGUAAGUAACAAAAUCAUUAUUUUUAUGUCCAUACUGUAUAUGCAUAUUUCAUGUUGAAUGGUGGCAGCUGAUGAAAUAAUCAUGUGAUGGAUACAAACAAAUGUUAUUUUUUCAUUUCUCACAAAUUUAAUUUUUUCAAUACUUAUUCGAACUUUCAAAAAAAUUUCUGCCGUUGAUUUUUUUUUACAUUAACAUUCUAUUUUUUAAACAUCCAUAAUGCAUAUAGACAACUUUAUAUGAAAAUACUGAAGAAAAAAAAUUACUGCUAGUAUCUAGUAGAUGAUUAUGAAAUAAAACACAUACUUGCAGCCAUUUUCUAGGCUUCACGGUCAGCAAUCCCUAAUUUAAUUUAUGUCGUGCAAAGUUCCCAAAUUGUGUGAAUCACGUUUUGUUAUUGAAAUAUGACCAUUUUAGUUUUCACCAGCCGCCACUGACAUUUACUUAAUAAUCUCAUAAUUUUACAUUUUUUUAUUUAAAAUUAUCCUUAAAGACGAUCAUUUUUGUUUUUAGGAAUGAGAGUAAGAAACAACAAAUAUAUAAUAUCUAGCGUAUUAUGGUAUUGAAACUAUCAAAAUAUAUAUUAUUGAGAGCAUUAGGAUAUGAUUGUAUGAACAUAAAAUAAGCUUGUACUAAAUAAAUGCUUAUAUUGAUUUUAUUAAAUGUUAUUAAUUGAUUGUAAAAUUU